CUCUAUCUUCAACUUCGAAUAAAACACUCAUUUACCGCUUUGGCAGCUUAUACAUCACGCGAACUCCAAAUCUUUUCAUUCUUUUAACUAGGCGGAUUUUGCACAGGGGCGGUCGAUUAUCGAAGCUCAUAUACUAAUCCUCUCCAUUUUCCUUCUGAAAUUGUUGCUGCGUUUGCUCUCAGUUACGUGCUGAGGAUGUCGACACCGGCGAAGAAGAGAUUGAUGAGGGAUUUCAAGCGGUUACAGCAGGAUCCUCCUGCUGGCAUCAGUGGUGCACCUUAUGAUAGCAAUAUAAUGUUAUGGAAUGCUGUUAUAUUCGGCCCUGAUGAUACUCCCUGGGAUGGAGGUACGUUUAAGAUGACACUUCAAUUUUCAGAGGAUUAUCCUAACAAGCCACCAAGAGUGCACUUCGUCUCCAGAAUGUUCCAUCCAAAUAGUUUUAUUAUAGCCCAUCACACUAUUGAGGACAUAAUGCUUUCAUUGGUCAGUAGGCUGGUGUUAUCUGCUGCUAAUGAACACACAUUUGAACGAGUCCCCUUUCCUUUUCCAUUUUCUGUUUGGAUUUGUCCCCUGGGGAGGCCAGGGGGAGUAUACUAUGAAAAGAACCUAUGCCUCUAUUAUUUCAGAUCAUUUAAUAAUGCAACAGGUACCUGAUGGAUUAAUCUAACCCCUUGCCAGCGAAAGCAAGGGGCUUGCCUAGUGCGGGUUACCUCUCCUGUGUGGUUCGCGAGCUAUUGCAUAGGAGCGGGGGUUUUACCCUAUGCACAGCCAAAGGGUAGUGGCUGCGGGUUGCCCUUCUCAAUUAAAAAAAAGGAUCUUUAGAAAUGCUCUAAAGCAGACUGGUCCUUGUUUGUUGCCCUUAAGGUAUCAUAGAUGUAUCCCCAAGUGACACUAUUUUCGAUGCCGAUCAAUAAGUUUUUAGUUCUCUGUUGAGAUUAUUAGUAGACUAAGAAUUUUAUUUUUGAACAAGCGCAUGUAGUUUUGAUAAUGUAGUCCACAAAAUUAAAGUCUUUCUUCAUUUUCUUAUAAGCAAUGUUCUAUUCUGAUGUAAGAAAUACUCAAUAGUUGCAACUUCCAUGUAUUUACUUAAUUGCUAUGUUAUUUUCCCUUUGUUCAUUUUA
Molecule: messenger RNA, 1121 nt
Organism: Solanum pennellii
Lineage: Eukaryota; Viridiplantae; Streptophyta; Magnoliopsida; Solanales; Solanaceae
Product: ubiquitin-conjugating enzyme E2 2-like
Exons: 5
Coding region: 196-654 (152 amino acids)
Source: RefSeq, a predicted model, not a curated record